Molecule: messenger RNA, 745 nt
Organism: Tripterygium wilfordii
Lineage: Eukaryota; Viridiplantae; Streptophyta; Magnoliopsida; Celastrales; Celastraceae
Exons: 3
Coding region: 224-403 (59 amino acids)
Source: RefSeq, a predicted model, not a curated record
GUGCGACUCUGCCUCUCUCUCUUUGCGACUUUGCCUUUGGGCUUUGGGUGAAGGCGUGUGAAGCCUGAAGAUUGAAGAAAUCUAAUUCGUCAACAAGUCCGCUCGGCGGUCUUGCGUGGCUGUGCCUUUCCGCCUCUUUAGUCUCAGACUCCAACUCUCCAAGUCUGCCAUUGCUCUACAGACUACACCUUUACGGUACUUCGUGGCAUAUCUGUGAGGAAUCAUGUCCCGAGGUGUUAUUAGUGAUAAAUGGUCCAUGAGGGUUCUCUGGGCUUGUGCAAUUGGCAGUGGAAUCGGCCUAUACAUGGUUGCUGUAGAAAGACAGAUGCAGAACAGGGAAAGAAUGUUGGCUGAAAGUUUGAAGAACAUGGAAUCAGAUGAUAACACUGGCGAGCAAGUUUGAAUGCAAAAAUGCUCUGCUGUUGAUAACUGAUCUGUAGCAGAUUGGGUCCUCUAGUUAUGCAUAAGACUAUCAGCCCUAAAGGUCUCAGUUUGAAUGUGAAGUUCAGAUGCUUGUACUGAGCUUUCUUUCGACUUAUUCGGUGCAUAUUAGGGCUGGAAUCUUUGAUGUUCAUUCCCGGAUCUUUUGUUUCAUUUAUCUGUUGACACCUUCUUCCUUGGCUUGGCUUGGCUUUUGUGGCCCCUCUGUGCCUUUCAACUUUGUAAGACAUGAAAUAUGAACUGCAAUUGUAUUGAAGAUCGCUUGUGAUUGCAGAUUUGUCAUUGAAAUGGCACUCUUUGAGCA